AUGUUCAGGUUCUCCGUCGCGCUCGCGCUCCUCCCCGCCUUCGCCAUGGGCCACGCCGUGGUAACGCAACCCGUGCUGCGCCAGCCUGGGGCGGCCAGUCUCGCAGCGUGCGGCUCCGCGGUCGAGGCCAAGUUGAAAUCUGACCCGACCGGCCCGCUCACGGGCGUCGUCCCACCGCGGCAGAUCGAAAACUCUGUCAAGGCCAUCGACAGCACGACCACCACCGACUGCGCGCUGUACCAGUGUCGGGGGUACAAGGCGGGUCCCAGCGCGCCGCUCGCUCCCCCUCUUUUCGAGGACAACGCGGACAACGUCGCGACGUACUCGCCCGGGGACGUCGUCAACUUCCACGUCGACCUCGUCGCGCACCACACCGGAUUCGCCAACAUCUCCGUGAUUGACCUCGCGGCGGACGCGCCCCUCGCCCGCCUCUUCACCUGGCCCGUGUACGCGAACAGCAACCUCGGGCCCGCGGACUGGCCCGCGAACGAGACGAACUUCAACGUGACGAUCCCGGACCUCGGGGGCGUGUGCGCGGAGGCGGGCGCGUGCGCGAUCCAGUGGUGGUGGUACGCGACCGAGAACGGGCAGACGUACGAGAGCUGUGUGGACUUUGUGGGGGCGUGA
Epithele typhae is the source of this 627-nucleotide messenger RNA. RefSeq lists its product as uncharacterized. The transcript has 7 exons. Bases 1 to 627 code for a protein of 208 amino acids. NCBI's taxonomy places the organism in Eukaryota, Fungi, Basidiomycota, Agaricomycetes, Polyporales, Epitheliaceae. The record is from RefSeq and is a predicted model, not a curated record.